This is a messenger RNA of Colletotrichum tamarilloi, 2055 nucleotides long. RefSeq names its product HET domain-containing protein. The record is from RefSeq and is a predicted model, not a curated record. Bases 1 to 2055 code for a protein of 684 amino acids. Lineage: Eukaryota; Fungi; Ascomycota; Sordariomycetes; Glomerellales; Glomerellaceae. The transcript is spliced from 2 exons.
AUGCGCCUCUGCGACCUCUGCAAAUCCAUCCCAUGGGAGGAUCUCCCUCCCUUUCCGAAUGAAAACUUUAUGAAGACUUUGAGCGGCUACCCACGCUUUCAUCACUUAGUAUUGCAGAGUCAGCUGAUUGAGAAAGACACGCCCAUCAAAAAAUUCGGCGUCCAGUACCAUGCAAGCCUCCAGAGUCUCCGCCAAGCUACCUCUGGCGGUUGCGAACUCUGUCGGAUCAUUGAGAGAGAAGCCGAUGCACUGAUGGAGGAGAUCGCAGGCCUUCCCCAGCCGAGACGCGGUCUGAUGCAGACCGAGCCCAGCUGGGAUAUGUGGCUGACGAAGCGAUCAGAGUCUGAAAUAUCCGGCGAUGGGUUCUGGGUGGUGAAUAGAAGCUCGUGGGGGAGCGACAAGUGGCUCGUCCCGAUUGCGUCCAUCGGCUUCAGUUCGGAUGAAGAUGAUCCUCGCACCACCGGUUCUUCUGGUCGCGUGUUGAGAGAAGUUCCAGACGAGGCGACACUCCGUCGAGCUGUUGACUGGCUUGAGAAGUGCAACGAACAUGAUUAUUGUAGUACUCGCGGGAUGUCACCUCUACCAAGUCGUGUACUUGACGUUGGAACACUGGAGUCCGGUCCCGCCAUCAAACUCAUCGAGCCAGGUGCUGAUCUCCGCGAUCGAUACAUUACUCUAAGCUACUGCUGGGGUCAAGGAUCGAAGCAAUUCACUACAACAAACGAAACAAUGCAAGCACGAAAGGAGGGUUUCUUGCUGGACUCCUUACCACAGACCCUUCAGGAUGCAGUCUUCAUUACUCGAAAACUCGGAGUUCAGUAUCUCUGGAUCGACAGUCUCUGCAUCUGCCAGGAUGAUCUCAAAGACUGGGAGCGAGAGUCGGGUCAAAUGGCUGCAGUCUACUCUAAUUCCUACCUCACUCUUGCGGCCACAAAGUCUUCUGACAUUAGUGGAGGCCUCCUCUCGCCUCGGAAGAAAAGGACAUACUUCAAGCUUCCUCGGGCAAGUUCCAGCAACGAAGACACAUUCAUCCUUGCGUCUGUUCUACCUCUCCACAAAGAAAUCAUCCAUGAGUACCACUUGCAAAUGAGGGAGGAGCCUCUGACAAGAAGAGCCUGGGGCUUCCAAGAGCGUGUUCUUGCCCGAAGAAUACUACACUUUGGAAGCGAACAAAUGUACUGGGAAUGUCUCGAGGGAUUCCACGCCGAAGAAGGACUCAAACUCCCACGCCGACUACCCUGUGUCAAUCCCGACCCAGAAGUAAUUGCCCAUGUGGAGAAGCGCGCCGAGGAGCAGGCAGAGCUUCACAAAGACUUCAACCGCUCCACACCCUCGCUCAAGGCCUGGUCUCACCUCUUGCGCGAGUACGGACCUAGGGAGCUAACAAACCCUGCUGAUAAACUGCCUGCAUUCUCCGGUGUGGCGAAGACCUUCAGCAGGAUACUCGACGACGAGUAUCUAGCAGGACUGUGGCGAGGUUCCUUAAUCGAAGGGUUGUGUUGGCAGCCACUGAGCUGCCAGCCUGCUUCGGGGGGCUACCGCGCUCCGUCGUGGUCAUGGGCCUCUGUCGAUGGUACUCCUGCGACGGGGUUCUUGGGUGAGAGUGUACCUCAUGCAGAGAUCAUUGAGGCAAAGGUCGAGAUUGACGGCGAAAAUCCAUUUGGUCGUGUCAAAGACGGCUGGAUUAAGCUCGAAGCUCCGCUUGUGAAGAUGGUCGUGUCCGACAACAAAGGCCCGACAGGACACAUACUUCUGAGGACCGAGAAGGGCGCGACUGACUUCUACGCAAUGCUAGAUACGAUUGACCGGGACUAUGCUGCUAGCGUAAGUCUCCUCAAUUCAGUGGAGUUGAGUGCUGUCGUUCUGGCCUUCACCUACGGCACUCCUUUCGAGGCAGAUCCCGAGCGGAAGGAUCCAUGUGCUCAUGCACUACUUGUGGUCCCUUCGGAGGAUCGACCUGGUUGUAUGAGGAGAAUUGGGAUGCUCGUCCAGGACGGAGCAGCAUUUGGGGCGGACCUACUGGCUUCUGCAAAGUCUGUUGUCACCUUGGUAUGA